Drosophila mauritiana is the source of this 352-nucleotide messenger RNA. RefSeq lists its product as uncharacterized. Bases 5 to 352 code for a protein of 115 amino acids. NCBI's taxonomy places the organism in Eukaryota, Metazoa, Arthropoda, Insecta, Diptera, Drosophilidae. The transcript has 3 exons. The record is from RefSeq and is a predicted model, not a curated record.
AGGGAUGAAGACCGAGCUGACGUCAAUCGCGCCAAUAAUGGGGAGAACGCUUGCCGACGGUUUGCCAGAUGGGGUGAUGGCGUCAUGUUGCCGUCCAGCCGAAGUCCUGGCCCUAAUCAGCAAAAAUGGCCAACUGGCGGAGCGGUGCUCUCGGCCAAAACUCUGCCAAAGAGCUCGAAAUUCAAACUCAUUACGAAGCAAUUGGCCCUUAUUAUUUAAGAAUUACACAACUUUUCAAGACACUGUGGACCAAGCUAAUCAUCAAACGGAAUUAAGAAGCAAGUGGUUAGACAGCUAUUACCGCAGGCGCAUUUCCCCAUGUUACAACUUAAGGCUCAAUAUGUACAAAUAA